Pelecanus crispus (Dalmatian pelican) is the source of this 1976-nucleotide messenger RNA. RefSeq names its product choline dehydrogenase (gene CHDH). Gene Ontology annotation, molecular function: choline dehydrogenase activity; flavin adenine dinucleotide binding. Gene Ontology annotation, cellular component: mitochondrial inner membrane. NCBI's taxonomy places the organism in Eukaryota, Metazoa, Chordata, Aves, Pelecaniformes, Pelecanidae. The record is from RefSeq and is a predicted model, not a curated record.
AAUACACUGGAUUUUUGUUAGAAAUUCUGCAAGAAUUAUACAAUCAGUAAAGAUGUCAUACAUAGUGAAAGGAGUUAAAUGUUGCAGUCCUGUGAAUCAGAUGCACAAAGUAACAGGAACUCUGUUUAAAGCACACAUAUUAAAGAACAUAUUAGGCAUCAAUGAACAACAACGCAAAAUUUCACGUACAUCAUCUCAACUUAGUUCUGAAAAGGCAAACUCUUAUAAUUAUGUCAUUGUUGGAGCUGGAUCAGCAGGGUGUGUAUUAGCCAACAGGUUGACUGAAGACCCUCUCAGUACCGUACUACUUUUGGAAGCAGGCCCUAAAGAUACCCUUUUAGGUAGCAAAAGACUGAUGUGGAAGAUUCAUAUGCCUGCUGCAUUAACUUACAACCUCUGUGAUGAGAAAUACAACUGGUAUUACCACACAACAUCACAAAAGCAUAUGGAUAACCGAAUUAUGUACUGGCCCCGUGGAAGAGUGUGGGGUGGCUCCUCUUCUCUCAAUGCUAUGGUAUACAUUCGUGGACAUGCAGAAGAUUAUAAUCGAUGGAGCAGGGAAGGGGCUAUAGGAUGGGACUAUGAACAUUGCUUGCCCUAUUUUAAGAAGGCACAGACACAUGAGCUCGGGCCAGAUCAGUACAGAGGUGGAAAUGGACCCCUGCAUGUGUCAAGAGGGAAAACAAACCAUCCUCUCCAUCAUGCGUUCCUGGAGGCAACCCAGCAAGCUGGGUAUCCCUUCACAGAUGAUAUGAAUGGCUAUCAGCAAGAAGGAUUUGGCUGGAUGGACAUGACUGUACACCAAGGUCAAAGAUGGAGCACAGCUAGUGCCUACCUUCACCCAGCCAUAUCACGCCCAAAUUUGUCAGUCACAGAGAAGACACUUGUAACAAAAAUCUUGUUUCAAGGAACAAAAUCCAUUGGUGUUGAGUAUGUGAAAAAUGGGCAAACGAAAAAGGCUUUUGCCAGUAAAGAGGUUAUUUUAAGUGGAGGUGCCAUAAAUUCUCCACAGCUGCUUAUGUUGUCUGGGAUCGGCAAUGCAGAUGAUCUAAAAAAACUGGGGAUCCCUGUUGUUUGCCAUCUUCCUGGAGUAGGCCAGAACCUUCAAGAUCAUUUAGAAGUGUAUGUCCAGCAAAAGUGCACCAAACACAUUACUCUAUAUAAUGCACAAAGGCCGGUUAACAUGGUGAGGAUUGGUCUAGAAUGGCUUUGGAAGUUUACAGGUGAGGGAGCCACUGCCCACUUAGAAUCUGGUGGUUUUAUCCGAAGUGAACCGGGGGUUCCUCACCCCGACAUUCAGUUCCACUUUCUCCCUUCUCAGGUGAUUGAUCAUGGUCGGGUUGCUUCCACAAUGGAAGCUUACCAGGUCCACGUGGGACCCAUGAGGAGCACAAGUGUGGGCUCGCUAAAGCUGAAGAAUACAGACCCAAAUGACCAUCCUAUCAUUGAGCCAAACUACAUGUCAACAGAAAGAGAUAUUUGGGAAUUCCGCCAGUGUGUCAAGUUGGCCAGAGAGAUCUUUGCUCAGAAAGCAUUUGAAAACUUUCGCGGGCCUGAAAUUCAACCAGGAAGCCAUGUUCAGUCUGACAAAGAAAUAGAUGCUUUCAUAAGGCAGAAGGCUGAUAGUGCUUAUCAUCCUUCCUGCACCUGUAAAAUGGGUCAGCUUUCAGAUAGCACUGCUGUAGUUGAUCCCCAAACAAAAGUAAUUGGUGUUGAAAACUUGAGAGUAGUAGAUGCUUCAAUAAUGCCCAGUGUUGUCAGUGGAAAUUUGAAUGCCCCAACAAUUAUGAUAGCAGAGAAAGCUGCAGAUAUAAUUAAGGGCCUCCCGUCACUUCAGGAGAAAAAUGUUCCUGUAUAUAAGCCCAAAACCUUGGAAACACAGAGAUAGACAAAUGUUCUCAUACUUUCACAUCUUUUGGUACUUAGGCUUUCAUCAGCAUGUUGGUAUCUCAUACUGAACAUGCCAACAAAAUAAA